AUGAAUAAGUACAUUUUGUCUAAAGAAAGGAGAUCGGAAAUAAAGUCAAUAUUUAAAGAAUUUGAUAAGGGCAAAAAUGGGUUAGAUGGGAAACAUCUAAUACAUUUAUUAAAAUCUAUUGGCAUAUAUCUGAACAAAGAUGAAACCGCUGCUUUAUUAGAUGAAUGCAGGAUAAAUGGUAAUGUAAAUUUAAACAACUUUUAUGCUAUUAUGCAAGAAUUUUACUAUGAUGAAAACAUUGGAAAACUACUAUUAACGUCACUACAAGCUCACACGAGAGAAAGUGCCAAAACGAUUACCACUGCAAAGCUCAAAAGCUUAUUAUUGACAUUGGGCACUGGUGUGAAACUGACGGAAGAUGAGGUAGACGCCUUUUUAAAUGUAGAAUUCAAUGCAAAUAAAAACAAAGACAUCUCAUUUAAUGAUUUUAUAUACAAGGUGUUAAAAGAGUGA
Molecule: messenger RNA, 453 nt
Organism: Plasmodium gonderi
Lineage: Eukaryota; Apicomplexa; Aconoidasida; Haemosporida; Plasmodiidae
Product: calmodulin-like protein
Exons: 5
Coding region: 1-453 (150 amino acids)
Cellular component (GO): myosin II complex
Molecular function (GO): calcium ion binding
Source: RefSeq, a predicted model, not a curated record